AAGUUCUGAAACAUUUUGGACCACAACAGGCAUGUUCCCACAGGAAUUCAUUAUUGGUUUUCCCAAGUGUGUGAAAAUCAGCAAAGUUGCGAUCCAGUGUUACUUGGUGCGGACCCUAAGGAUUGAAAGAAGCAUAUCCAAAGACCCUGUGGGCUUUGAACAGUGCGUUGAGAAAGAUUUGCAGCACACAGAAGGACAGCUCCAAAUGGAGGAAUUUCCACUUCCUGAUUUCCAAGCCACUUACCUGCGUUUCAUCAUCAAAUCUGCCUUUGACCAUUUUGUGUCGGUGCACAGGGUGAUGGCAGAGGGCACAGAAGAAAGCACCUAA
This is a messenger RNA of Acanthisitta chloris (rifleman), 328 nucleotides long. RefSeq names its product heat shock protein family B (small), member 11 (gene IFT25). NCBI's taxonomy places the organism in Eukaryota, Metazoa, Chordata, Aves, Passeriformes, Acanthisittidae. Gene Ontology annotation, cellular component: intraciliary transport particle B; cilium; centrosome. The transcript has 4 exons. The annotation marks the transcript as partial. The record is from RefSeq and is a predicted model, not a curated record. Gene Ontology annotation, biological process: intraciliary transport.